CCAGGGGUGCUAGACAACUAAACGGCUUUCGAGCCAGCUUUUCUUUUUUUUUAGUUUGUUUUGAUUCAGUAUAACUUGGCCUCUAUGGGGUUUCAAAUGUUUAGGUUUCUAGCUCUAUUAACAAGUGUUUUGAUUGUUUUCGGUUUAAUUUCUCAAGUUUUAUCCAGAAAUCAUGGAUACUAUACAAUUGUUGCACCCGGAACAAUACGAUCAAAAUCAAUUUUUCAUCUAUCGAUAUCGUUAAGUGAUUUUCAUCAAUCUUGUUGGUUGAAUAUAAGUCUUCAAGAUGGUCAUCAAGAACCCUUGAAUCUUGAAACUAUAGAAAUUCAACCAAAAACUACAAAACUUGUGGAACUUCAAGCUCCUUAUUUAAUCGAAAAAGUCGGAAAAUUAAUCGUGAUUGGAUAUCGUGGUAUCAUUAAAACAGAAUUUGCCAAUAUUAACUUUGAACAUGAUUCCUAUUCGGCUUUCAUUCAAACAAAUAAAGCUAAAUACAAACCCGGUAAACUGGUUGAAUUUCGAGUGAUUUUUAUAAAUCAAUUAACGAGACCAGCUCAAAUUGAUGACGUCAUUAUUGUUAUGAUUUAUGAUGGUCAAGAAAACUUGAUAAAGCAGAUUGUGAAUGUUAAGCUUGUACAAGGUGUGUUUAAGGGUGAAUUUCAGCUAUCAAAGUUACCAGUUUUAGGUGAGUGGAAGAUAAAAGUCGAAGUUGGUGGUGAUUUAGCUGCAGAAAAGAGUCUUGACGUUGCUAGAUAUGUUCCACCGAAAUUUUUAGUUAAAAUCAAUACUAAAUCGAAUGUUGCUGUUAAUGAGGAAAGAAUAUCAUUGGAGAUUUCUGCUAGCUACUUUUAUGGUGAGCCGGUUAAAGGAAAACUUAAUAUACACGUUAACAAUACCUACGCUGCUUCUCACGAUAAGCUUCCAGUCUUUGAAAAAGAAUUAGCGAUUGAUGGCAAAACAACUAUUGAUUUAGAUAUGAAAAAUGAUCUUCAAAUGCAAAUUGGCAACAAAGAUCAUUAUUCUAAGAAGCUUUAUGAAUUUUUCAUUAAAGCAUUUAUGAUUGAUGAUUUAAGUAAACUAAAAGCUUGGACAUCUGCUGAAAUUGCAAUUCAUAAUCAACCAUAUAAAAUUAUUCUUCAAGCUCCAAGAGUUUUUGAUUCAAGUGAACAUUUUAGAUUGAUGGUAAGUAGGUAUUAA
Messenger RNA from Episyrphus balteatus (marmalade hoverfly), 1197 nucleotides. Its product is annotated as ovostatin-like. Bases 85 to 1197 code for a protein of 370 amino acids. The record is from RefSeq and is a predicted model, not a curated record. Gene Ontology annotation, molecular function: endopeptidase inhibitor activity. The transcript is spliced from 4 exons. NCBI's taxonomy places the organism in Eukaryota, Metazoa, Arthropoda, Insecta, Diptera, Syrphidae.